Moesziomyces aphidis is the source of this 3426-nucleotide messenger RNA. NCBI's taxonomy places the organism in Eukaryota, Fungi, Basidiomycota, Ustilaginomycetes, Ustilaginales, Ustilaginaceae. The record is from the annotation of a GenBank genome assembly.
AUGCAUGAACGAGAUGACCGUUCUACGGUGCCAUUGUUCUCGCCGUCGUCGAUGAAGGCGGUGGCGGAAAUGUCCCGACGUAGCGGACGAAGGGCCGCUCGCCAUUGUCACGCCGGAAACGCAUUCGUGCCAAAGGAGCGCAGGCCCGCUGGCUACGAGCAGCCUCGAGCAGCCUCGAGCAGCCUCGAGGUCAAUGCGCUCCCCCUUUCGAGAAAGGCGCGCGACGCCCGCGCCAUUGUGUCCGCCUCCGCUCCGGGGCGGCGCAUCAAGGCAGCAUGCGCCGCAUGCACCACGAGAGUGAACGCAGGGUGCAAGGCAGGUCCAAAGGCGAGGAGCAGGAAGUUGCCGUCAGCGUCGCUAGUCAAGACCGUCAACAAAGCCAGCAGCGGAGCCGCGACAAGAAAUCCUGCGAUCCUCAUCAACAUGAGCGGGAUCUAUUGUGCCUUUGCAGCCGAACAACAGCUCUCGCGCAGAUGGCCACGCCGCGGCAAGAUCAGCCUGAGACCAUGGGAGCUGCGCAGCGCUGCAGGGUUUGAGCGAAAGAAGCUUGCCUGCGUGCGUGGCAGCGCUCGCGAAACUUUUGGCCUGCCACCAAGCGAGGGCAACGCAGUGCAAUGGCCCGGGUGGUGGUGGGGUGCAUCUCCAAAAGCCGUCGUCAAGUCGACCUCUCCGAUCGCCAGACGUCACAUUUGGUACGGGUCGAAAGCGGGGCGAGGUGACAGUGCCGAUAAGAAACGUGCCGCUCCUGUACCGCGACCCAAGGCGGUGGUGUCUCGAGACGACCCCCACCCAGCUGCGCCGCCAGGCGAGGCUGUUAUCCGCGCGCACGGUCGCUCGAAAGACACACGAGCUCAGCAGUGGGGCGGCUCGGCAGAACGUCACGACUCGACAGAUAUCUACGGUCUCCGCUACUGUAGCUUACCGCACAUUCCGUUCGGAUUGCCAGCCAAGACCGCCGUGUCUAGCUUGGAAAUCCAGCACGCGCGGAUUCGACUUGAUCGCGCUCGAAUGGAUUUGCCAGCCGAGGCUCGCUUAGGGCUGCCGGCUGGUCGCGAAACGGCGCUCCACAGUAGCGCUCGGCCAACUGCAAACAUCGCUUUGCCUCGGCGUGCUGGUUUGGCCCGCAAAGACGCCUCUCCCGCAGCUUGUGCCGUCAAUGCCUUCGCCACCCGGCCUCUGAGACGCGCCAUGCCGGCUCGCUCCCAGAGCACUGGAGAUCGUGGCGAGGUGGCUGCCAUGAUCCAGUGGCGCGAGGCUUUCCGCCGGGAUAUGCAACCACACUUCCAACCCAAGCUCAACCGUCGUAGAAGGCCCCUCGUCGCCGACCAACAGGGUUCUGCCGGCAUGAAAAUCAAUCCCCUCCGCACGACGGGUCUGCAGAGGCGGGACUCUACCGCCUCAACAAACGAGGACGAGUGGGAGCCACAUAGUAGUGCCCGGAGCUGUCGUACAGAGCAUGGCUUGGCACCGUCGAGGUGGCAUGGCGUGGCACUCCGUCGGACGUCCAGACCACUUCCGGGUGCGUUGUUCGCGAUUAGAUUUACAACGUCGACCAGAGGGCCAGCCGAGACCCUCUACGCCGGAGUCGCUGUAACGAGGAGGCUGCUGUGUCACGCACAUGGCGCUUGCGGCGCCGCCAACGUGUUUGCAGCCCUGUUGGCACGGGCCGCUUUCGACCGAACGGGCGUGACGAGCCUGGGCCAAGCGUCGAAGGUUGUCUUCCUUUCAGCGACGGUUGCCACUGCUGCCACCUCAAGCGUUCCAAGCAUGCAGAUGGGUCGACUUCACUUGCCCAAAACUGAGCUGCAGGUGCAUGCACGCGGGUCGCCGGUCUCAGCUGCAUUUGGCAGCUCAAAAGUGUUCCUCUGCAUAACGACCCUGAGCGACCCUUGGCCUCUCACAGCCGAGCAACGGGAGAUAUCCCUCAGCUCCCUUGCCCCGGGCAUGCCCGACUCGGCACCUUGGCACCUUGGCCGCUCCCAGCCGGCGAACCUCGGCAGCCUUUUCCACGCUAGCAAGCCGUCAAUUCAGUCUGGGUCGGCUGACAAGGGUGCCGGUGUAGCCCGCCGCGUAGUGCACGGCGCUGCAAGCAGGAAUCUGGGUAACAUGGACGAGGCCUCACGGGCCAGAGUGACAUCUCGCCCCGUUUUGCCGCCAAGCAAGCCAACGUGCCCCGCCGAGCUCGCCGCGCUGAAUCCCCAGACUCUGCGUGGCAGGCGUACCGAGCGCACAGCCGUAUGCAUGCUACACACCACCUUGUCAACGACGCUGCGAGCGUUGUUGCGAUCGGACUGUAAGGUGUCGUGGCUGGUGGUCAGGUCGGACUUGACACCUGGCAAUUUGGCGCUCAGCCCGGCGGAGAAGAAUCAGACAUUCGAACCGACUUGCGUUCGGCACCACAUCUCCCGGGCGGGACUGGAUGUUGUUCGGGAUGAGCUGGCUUCGACGCAGCUCCGACACCCCCUUGCGUCUGGUCCAACGGUGUUGCACUUUGUACGAAGUGGCACAAGAAGGCUCAGCUUCAAAGAGCUGGCCGGCAGCUCGAGGAAUAUUCGGCCUGCCGCGGCCACGUCGGAGUGCGAAUUCGGUACGAGGACCCUAAAUUCUCGAAACCCUGUCUCGAUGUCUCAUUGGCUCGAACCAGUCUUGGGAUCCCGGGGUCUGGAGCCACACUUCUCUCGCCCGGUCUCACUGCGCCGCUUCCUUCGGGGGAGGCUCAGAAGCCCGGUCCGUGCCGUCAAGGCUAGCUGCCACGUCGACCAGUGCAACAACCCAUUGACGGUCCAGCUCUCGAGUGGCGGAGGCCUCCCCAACAUCCGACUCCCGUGUUGCCGCGGCGAAGCGGAGCUCCAUGUCGGCCAAGCCUAUUCGCACGAUGUGGUCCGAGCCUUGACCCGACCUUACUCGGUCGCAAACCCGGGCGAGUUUCGGCCGGUUGGCCGGUACGCACUCCGACACGCAUCGCAGCAUGGCGGAGGCCGACGGCGUCCAGGAACGUCGCAGCCAUGUUACGCCAUCGCCAAGACCGGUCAUGCUGCGCACAUUUGGGCCACGGCAAGGCACGUACCGGUGCACACGACAGCCUUUGGCGUGUACCUUCCACUGCCAGGACUGAGUCAAGCCUCGCGAGCGUUGCGUGACCAGCAGGGUCGUCAAGAUUCAGCCUGGUGCUCGCAUGGGUGCGGUCCGGGUUCGGCGAUUUCGCCUGGCACACUCUCGUACGCUCCCGCCAUCCACCAGCUCACCGUCACAUCCGAACUUCGCUACUUCGCUACUUCGCUACUUCGCUACUCCGCUACUCUGUCCCAACCCCCUGAACCCACUCCCAGCGCCAACACUAGCCUGAACACUGCCAGGCGCACUCUUCGAGGCACAAUCCCCAACGAGUCGACGCUAGAAAGCUCUGCCAACCAAUGGAGGGACUAA